Mycena indigotica is the source of this 2034-nucleotide messenger RNA. RefSeq names its product C2H2-type domain-containing protein. The transcript is spliced from 8 exons. Bases 1 to 2034 code for a protein of 677 amino acids. NCBI's taxonomy places the organism in Eukaryota, Fungi, Basidiomycota, Agaricomycetes, Agaricales, Mycenaceae. The record is from RefSeq and is a predicted model, not a curated record.
AUGUCCGCCAACUUUGCCUGGUCUCAUUCGGAUCAGAUAUACAAUGCCGACAAUUCCACAGCAGGGGCAAUGCUUUGUCCACUCUUCUUUGGUGCGGACAAGACAACAGUUUCAGUCUCGACAGGCAAUGUCAAAUAUCACCCGGGGUAUAUGGGCCUCGGAAAUGAGCAUAGUACACUACGAUGGGCGCAUCGAAAUGGUGUUGUCCCUUUCAUUUUCCUUGCCAUUCCGAAAAGUGAUCGAAAGUACGAUAACGACCCCGCAUUCCGUACCUUCAAGCGUCAGCUAUACCAUGCAUCAUGGGCGGCUGUUCUCUCGUCACUGAAGCCCGGAAUGACAGUACCUGUUGUCCGCCGCUGCCCUGAUGGUCAUUUCCGUCGAGUAAUCUAUGAUUUUGGACCCUUCAUUGCCGACUAUCCAGAGCAAGUCCUUCUUGCUGGUGUUGUGCAGGGAUGGUGUACUAAAUGCACGGCUCCUGCGCAUGACCUCGAUGGGCCGAUAAAAACUGCGCGAACAUAUGAGGGGACGGAAGAGCUUAUCGAAGCAUUUGACGGGGAUACAAAGACUCUGUGGGAGAACUAUGGCAUCAAUACGGAUGUCGUUCCAUUUACGACUGAGUUUCCUCGUGCUGAUAUUCACGAAAUGUUAUCACCUGAUCUUCUUCAUCAAUUGAUCAAGGGCACAUUCAAAGACCAUCUGGUAGAAUGGGUUAGUGAAUAUCUCUAUCUGACCCACGAAAAGGCCAAAGCAGAGCAAAUCCUCGAUGAAAUUGACCGCCGUAUUGCGGUAGUCCCUGCAUUUGCAGGCUUGCGGCGGUUCAAACAUGGCCGACGCUUCAAACAAUGGACUGGUGAUGACUCAAAAGCACUUAUGAAGGUCUACUUGCCGGCUCUUCAAGACCUUGUUCCCCCCGAGAUAGUCCAAACACUGAGCAGCUUUCUCGAUUUCUGCUAUCUUGUCCAGCGACAAGACUUUGACGAGGACACACUUGAUAUCAUCGAUGAUACCAUCACCCUCUUUCAUCAGCGUCGGGAGUUUUUCCGCACUGUCGGUGUCCGCCCUGAUGGGUUUUCACUCCCACGUCAGCACUCUAUCCGGCAUUACUGCUGGGAUAUCAAACGAUUUGGUGCGCCCUAUGUAGUGUGUUCUUCAAUCACCGAAUCACGGCACAUUACUGCUGUCAAGAAGCCAUGGCGUCGCUCAAGUCGAUUUGAGGCGUUAGGACAAAUGCUGCUGACAAACCAACGUCUUGACAAGCUGGCUGCCGCUCGAGUCGAUUUCGAGGAGCGUGGCAUGCUACGCCCCCAAUUUCCCGCUCUUCCUGACAAAGUCAAUGUGGAGGAUGAUGCUGACGAAGAAGUGAUUGAUGGGCCCCGGGUUGAUGGGAAUGUUGUUCUUGCUCGCACUCGAGAGCGCUCGUACCCAUCAAAUCCUGAUGAUCUUGGCGUUCAUGUCAACAUCCUGCAGUUCUCUGCCCUCCUCCGUGCCUACCUUGACAUCGACGAAGAUCUUAACUUGGACGACGAGAUCGAGCAUCUCUCCGUGUUUCAUUCUGCCGUCGCCAGCUUCUACUCUCCCAGUGAUCCUUCUGGAAUUCGCGGCAUGAAGCGAGAGCGUAUCCGAUGUACACCAUCAUGGCGCAAACAUGGUCCACGUCGCGACUGUGCCUUCAUUGUCGAAGAUGAUGACGCUCCUGGAUUUGCUGGUAUGAGUGUUGUCCGUAUCCGACUGUUGUUCUCUUUUACUCGCCAUGGUGUCUAUCAUCCAUGUGCAGUGGUGCAGUGGUUCAAAAAGGUGGGCCGACAGCCUGACCCACAGACAGGGAUGUGGAUUGUUGAACCAGAGGUGAGACAUGGCUCCCGUCUUCUAACUAUUGAGCACUUGGACACCAUUCUUCGAGCUGCGCAUCUUAUUCCUGUUUUUGGAGAGUGUAACAUUCCCCAUGACCUUCGUUAUACCCACUCCCUUGAUGCUUUUCUGGCAUUUCAUGUCAACAAAUACAUAGAUGCACAUGCUAAUGAAAUUGCAUUUUGA